AUGGGAAUCAAGCCCAUCAUCUCACGCACCAAGGAUGGGAAGAAGAUCAGGGGAGAUAGAAUCCAUGCGGGGAACCUCAUGCCUCUCAUUGACCAGCUACUCUCCUACAUGACAACCGCCUAUAGCACUCGGUUUCAAACGGAAAGGAAGCUUAGUGUUGGAGGAGUCAUCACGCCUAUCCUCUGUGCCGCUGGAGUCCAUUUGGAAAAGAGAAGGAGUUGGAUGGGAGGUUCCAAUUCAAAUUCACUCACCCUUUGGCUGGCCCCUCCAAGCGACCCUGAGCUCACCACGGUUCUAGGAGGUACCAACAUUGACUUCAGCCCCCCACUUUACACAUUAGUUGCGCAUGAAGAGGAUUUGCGAGAAGAGGAGCCUGAACUCGAUCGAGCUGAGGAUCGAGCUGCGGACAACACCCAUGUGAAUGCGGAUUUGGGCGAGCCUGAUUGCUACUACUUUGAGGAGUAUGAGGCUCCUAGGAUGAACCCCUCUAUUGUGGCUGCCCACAAGAGUAUUGGACUUCUCCAAAGGUUCAACAAGUGGCAAGGGAAAGCCAUGGAAAAGAUGCAAAAGUCCAUAGACAAGAUGGUGAGUAAGAUCAAAAGCUUGGAGAAGAAAGUUUCUGGUUCUUCAAGGAAGAAGAAGAAGGGACCCAUGACUCCCACUUUUCCUAGGAGUAGCACUACAAGAAACGCGGCGUUUAACGUCACUUUAAUAACGUUACUUUUCAAUCUGACGUUAAAUAAACUUAAGUGA
Microthlaspi erraticum is the source of this 753-nucleotide messenger RNA. The record is from the annotation of a GenBank genome assembly. Lineage: Eukaryota; Viridiplantae; Streptophyta; Magnoliopsida; Brassicales; Brassicaceae.